Messenger RNA from Fundulus heteroclitus (mummichog), 1678 nucleotides. It is a transcript of the gene hcrtr2, whose product is annotated as hypocretin (orexin) receptor 2. The transcript has 8 exons. The coding region runs from base 184 to 1452 and encodes 422 amino acids. Gene Ontology annotation, molecular function: orexin receptor activity. The record is from RefSeq and is a predicted model, not a curated record. Gene Ontology annotation, biological process: G protein-coupled receptor signaling pathway; circadian sleep/wake cycle process; feeding behavior. Lineage: Eukaryota; Metazoa; Chordata; Actinopteri; Cyprinodontiformes; Fundulidae. Gene Ontology annotation, cellular component: membrane.
GGUGUAUGGUCCUGUAGCGGUCGUGAGUGGAGACAGGGGGGAUGCACCAUCGUCAUUCUGACGAGCUCGGUAGAACGAUGUAUCGCACAGUGCCGCGUCCUCGUUGCCAGUCGGCACCACAGCCUGCGAUCAGUGCAGACGCACGGUCCAUUCGCAGUCUGUCAGUGUAGAUCAACUCCAAGCAUGUCCGGAACCACGGAGAAUUCGUAUUGUGACGACUGCAACUCUCCAGCCCACGGGGGCAACGGCACGGGGUCGCGCGUUCACUCCACCAUGGAUGAGGACGACGAACUUCUGAGAUACAUCUGGACUGAAUAUUUACACCCCAAGGAGUACGAGUGGGUUCUAAUAGUGGCUUACAUAAUCGUGUUCAUUGUCUCACUGAUCGGAAACUCACUUGUUUGUUUUGCAGUGUGGAAAAAUCGUCACAUGCGCACAGUGACCAACUACUUCAUAGUAAACCUUUCCCUGGCGGAUGUGCUGGUCACCAUCAUUUGUCUGCCUGCGAGUCUUGUGGUCGACAUCACAGAAACUUGGUUUUUCGGCGAGACUCUUUGCAAAGUCGUCCCCUAUCUACAGACUAUCUCUGUUUCUGUAUCAGUUCUGACCCUGAGCUGUAUUGCUCAAGACCGUUGGUACGCUAUCUGUCACCCGCUUAUGUUCAAGAGCACGGCAAAGAGGGCUCGCAAAAGCAUUAUUGCCAUCUGGGUGGUGUCCUGCGUCAUCAUGAUACCGCAGGCCAUCGUGAUGGAGUGCAGCAGCCUGCUGCCUGAACUCACAAACAAGACCAGCCUGUUCACAGUUUGUGAUGAACACUGGGGAGCUGAGAUCUACCCAAAAGUCUACCACACUGGCUUCUUCAUCGUCACAUACUUUGCUCCAUUAUGUCUGAUGGUGUUGGCUUAUAUUCAGAUUUUUCACAAGCUGUGGUGCCAACAGAUUCCAGGAAACACGUCAGUGAUUCAGAGGAACUGGAGGACUUUCCGAUGCUCGGCUCCGGGUUCAGGAUCGGGAGAGUCUGUGAGGGUGAGGACGAGCACAGUUACCGCUGAGAUCAAACAAAUCAGAGCCAGACGCAAAACAGCUCGCAUGCUGAUGGUUGUGCUCUUUGUGUUUGCUCUCUGCUACUUACCGAUCAGCGUGCUCAAUAUCAUGAAAAGGGUCUUUGGGACCUUUAAGAACACAAACGACAGAGAAACAAUAUAUGCAUGGUUCACUUUCUCACACUGGUUAAUAUACGCCAACAGUGCAGCAAAUCCCAUCAUCUAUAAUUUUCUGAGUGGUAAGUUCCGUGAAGAGUUUAAAUCUGCAUUUUCUUGCACUUGGUGCGGGCAACGGCAGGAUUACAAUAUGAGAACGAGGACCACAGCGAACAGAGACAGCCGAAAGUCCAUGUCAACUCAAGUUAAUAAUGCAGACAACCUGUCACGGUUAUCAGACCAGAUUGUGUAGCCUUUUAUUCCAGAAAACAAUGUAUUUAUUUGUUUCUGCACUAGAGGAGGAGCUGGUGCUGGACCAAGAGAACUUUAACAGGUUUUGCUUGUAAAAGGCUACAGAUGGGACAUGAGACUAAAUGAAAUUAUGGAAACAGUAUCAGGGUAAAACAUGCAAAACUCAAACUACAGCAUAAGCGAUGGUGAAAAGCUGUAAUCCCAUAUAUAUAUUCCAAUAUAUAUAU